AUGUCCGACAACCAGACGGUGGAUGCCUCCGUGAUGGAAGAAGAACAGGCAACAGUCAACGCAUCUGAAAGUCCAAACUCUAGUCCUGGGAGAACGACACAGUCCAACCGGAAUUCGAAUUCUCACGUCACAACGACAGCGCCAUUCAACCCCAUGUCCCGAAAGAGAAAGGUUCCGGGUUCCCUUCAAUCUGACCUUACGAUUCAAACCUCUGAUAAUCAGUCGAGCCUAUUCGAGCCGCGGCUCGACGACGACGAUGCGCCGCAGUCUGUCAUUCACGCACCAGCGGGAUUCGGCAAUUUCGUGGGAAAAUCGACAUCUAGCUCAACUCAGCAUGACGAAAAGGACGAGUCUAGCUCCGUGGAAGAAGACACAGAAGCGAGCGACUCGCAAGCAGAGCAUACUCAAACGUCUAGCAAGAAAUCAUUCCACAGCCCAGUAUCGCCGCCUCCCAUAACGACUGCGAUCCCGCCAGUAAAAGACUGGUCUGACCGGGCAACACCCCGUGCGCAAACGCGACAAGAGAUUGAAGAGUUUGAGCGGCGCCCUCAUUCUACAAGCCUGGAAGAUAUACCCGAGAGCACUGAUCCGGAUCCAAUAGUGGCAACGGAUAGCGACGCGCCAGUGACACCUUUAAGGCCCCUCCAUGCUCAAAGGAAUGAUAUCGCUGCUCUGUGGACGGCAUUGGGCGAGUGCUGGACGCUUUGCAAUACACUGGCAACACUUAGCCAUAACCAUCGCGAACGACUGUUCAAUUCUGCCAGUAAAGGUGAUAUGCAAGAGCUGGCGUGGAAAUCAUGCUGGAAGCUGUGCCAACGGCUAUAUGAAUGCAGAGAUUCCGACUACGCAUCUCAAGUAGAGCCUACGCUAGACCUCUGCCGAGACUUUUGUCAAGCGUUAUUCGAAGUUCGGGCUAGAGACAACGAAGACGCCGACUCGGUGCUACGAGUGAGCUUUGAGCUCAAUAAUCAUCUUUACAACUCGAGUGACCGCGGAUUGCCUAGCGUGUUCCGUGAACGGACGCUGGACUUUUAUAUCACGUUAUGCCACCGUCUUAUGAAACAACGCAUGCACCUGGCCGAGGAGACAGACUCGCUCCUCCAUGCGUGUUGGUCACUAGCUGAGAUGCUGUUCAGCAUACGUCAGAGCAAGCGCGAGGGUAGGAACCCAGACGAAGAACUGCUGGGAUCGGCUGUUCAGGCUUGCUGGGAGCUCUGUGACCUCUUCCGUGAAGGCUGGACACAGAUCCGGCCGGAUCGCGGAACACCCCGACCCAGCCAGACGACAUUCUCGCAGGCAUAUCAGGAGGCUAAGGAGUCGGCCGCUUCCGCUGCAGAGACCCAUCAGCAGACGAACCCAGAAACACCGACGACGAUAUUCGAUGACACAGCAACCGUCUCGCCGGACGAGGCACCCAUCCCGAAUAUUCUAGUACUGGGACAUGCCCAGGGGCCGGGUAGUCAGACCAAAUGGUCAUCCAACGCUUCAACGCUGUCCGGGCGAUCGCGGUCGUCAGAGCAAACGUCAUCCACAAACACGGUUAUCACGCCUGCGGAGGAGCCGAACCUGAUACGCCUCAAGCUAUUGAUCACCAAGGCGGCUCUCAACAGCGGCUACCAGAGAGGAGGAAGCCAGAACCUAGCCUCGUUUGCAAAGUCACUAUCGUCGGAUUCGUUUGGCCCGAUGGCUUGGCAGAUUGCGCUGCUCGACCAGUAUAAGAAGUUGGUCACGUCAGACCCGGCGUUCAAGGUAGUCGGCAUCCCGGGCCAUGCGGCCGCGAGCGAUGUUGGCAAGGCGGUGCAGGCAAUGGCGCAGGAUGGGCAGUAUGCUUGGUUGCGCGAUCUGUAUCGGUUGGUGUUUGGGUUCCACCCGGAGGAGGCGGGCAGCCGUCGGAACGUUGCGCUUCACACGUGA
Messenger RNA from Talaromyces rugulosus, 1914 nucleotides. RefSeq lists its product as uncharacterized. Lineage: Eukaryota; Fungi; Ascomycota; Eurotiomycetes; Eurotiales; Trichocomaceae. The record is from RefSeq and is a predicted model, not a curated record. The transcript is spliced from 5 exons. The coding region runs from base 1 to 1914 and encodes 637 amino acids.